CUCGACUUGACGACGUCAACGUCAAGCUUUUCAUAGCAGAUUUGGCUUUCGAUAUGAACUUUGGUCCUCGCCCGUUCCCGACGCAGCGGAUCCACCUGCCUCGUCGCCCUCCAGCCAUGACCGCGUUCAGGCUUCACAAUCACCGGAUUUACAUCGCCAGAUUGGGAUUUCAUGCAUCUGAUUCGUUGUCGGGCCGCGGGUGGCACCAUGCCCUGAAAUCCGCAAAGCGCUGUGUGCCCGAGUCGUCGUCAGCGUUCUGCUGAAUCCCCCCACACGCCGACGAACUCACAGAGAUUGCGCAGCCACACCGAAAUAUUUCAAGACUACUUCUUCAGGAGCCACCCCAGGCUGCGGUUUGAGUCCUUUCCUUUGCUGUGUUUGGAAGAAAUUGUCCUCUUCAGGCGUCGACAAAGUCGGUUUUCCUUAGGCUGACCUACGUCUGCCGCCUUUUCGUAUUCAUAUUUCCUAUCUUCUAUUGUUUUGAGGGUUUCCAGUAUGCGCGGCCUUAUCGGCACCGCUUUGGUGCUCGCACCGGCGCUCGCAUCAGCUCUCAGAGUGCGAGAAGUCGGCUUCGAUCACGAACGAGUGGGAGAAGUUGCCGCUAUUGACCGUUUAUACACCCAGAUCAAUGUCGAUAUUCCGGCUGGUUCAAGGUCACCUGAUGGGUGGGAAGCGGAUUCAUACCUAUCAUUGGCAUUUCGCCUCCAACUUCUCAAUUCUGAGGCAGCUUGUGGCUAUGGAAAUGUGACUGUAGAGGGCCAGGAACUACCUCAAACCCUCAAUGGGGAUGUCUCGACAGGGAGUGGCACUUUUGCUAUCAACCAAAAGAGCAUCGUCGCCUCAUGGUCGUUCAACUGCAUCAAAAUCAAUGGUGUUCCCAACUCUCAGUUCAUGAAGUUCAUUGUCGACUUUAUCGAUGGCAAGGCUGUUCAAAACGUCGGGUUCUCCGUAUUGUUUAGACAGGCAGGGGCGAUGGAGAUCAUGAAUAUCGAGACAGACCUCUCCAUUCCCGACCAGAUCGCCGCCAACCCCAACCCGCAAUCUCUGCAGCCAGUUGAUCAGGAGGACGAGUUCCCUCAGUGGAGCAUCGAGGAUGAUAUUGCCGAGCUCCAGUGGAUGGAAGCCCAACUGCAGGAGCUCGCAUAUUUGAUCUUCGAGAAGAAGCAUGCCAUUCGCAUCCACGCUUCGCACCGCCUCGAACCAGAGAUCGAAGAAUGCGAUAGCCUCAAGUGUCUUCUCAAGACAGUUGCUGAGAAGGCUCAACAUGCCGCUCACCAUCUAUAUGGGAAAAUUCGAGGCGACUACGAAGAUGAUGAGGAGUUUGAUGAUGAGUUUGACCACCCACAUUUCAAGCCUCACUUCCCGAAGCUUCCAAUCAAGAAACCUCAUUUCCCAAAGCAUCCGCCCUUCCGUGGCGGCAAGAAUUGCACUGGGCCCCCAAAGGGUAAUCACACCCACCCAGGAAAGCCUCACUUCCCACACCAUCCUCUGCCAAUUUGCAGAUACCCUCCACCUCACCACGGAAAGCCGCCUCAUCAUGGAAAACCACCUCACCAUAGGAAACCUGGAAAGCCCCCUGGACAUCCUCCAGGACCACCGCCAGAAUGGGCACACGAACCUGACUUCCAUCACGGACCUGAUAUGGAUGGACCUCAUCCACCCCAUCACCCCGAGGAAGAGCAUAUGCCUCCUCCACCCCCCAAUUUCGAUGAGCCUCAUCACAGAGAAGGCCACCACGAACCCCCACCAGACUUCGACGGACCCCAUCAUGGAGAAGGACACCAUGCUCCCCCUCCUCCUGACUUCGACGAGCCGCCUCACCACGGCCCCCCUGGUCCCCCGCCUCCCGAAUUCGAGCAAGAACGCAUCGAAUUCCCAGGCGACGAGCCCCAUGGACCUGGUCACAGAGGCCCACCCCACUUCGAUGGGCCUCCUCCUCAUGGCCCACCACACUUUGAUGGCCCCCCUCCACACGGCCCGAGAGGCCUCGUCAAAGCCUUGCAAGUCAUAAAGUUCACCGCCAUCGGUUUCCUCUUCGCAUUCCUCAUCCUCGCUCUCCACCGACGAGCAUGCACGCCCAAACGCCGUGCAGACCGGCAAGCACGACGAGAAGAGCGCAAGCGUCGCCGAGCCUACCGUCGAGCGGUGCACAAGCACGCUAUCACUCGCCUCCUGGCUCGCAUCUCGGGCAACGAGUCGGAUUCUGAAUCUGAUGAUUACGAAGAGAAACGCAGGGCUUUACUCUCAGAUGCCGAAGAUGGAAUGUCUACGACAAUGACUGAAGAUAUCACGCAACUUCGCAACGCAGCAGAGGUUGUAGGUGAUGUGGUUGUUGCCGAAGAAGACCGUUCGAUGACCGUUGUUGAGCCAAUGCCCAUCCCGGCAACGGAGACGAGGCCGUUGAUGCAAGAUUUCGAGACUUUGAGUCAAGUUGGCGAUGGAGAGGAACUGCCUGCUUAUGAAGACAACGAUGGUAGUGAAGCGAGCAGUUUCGUUGCGGAUGGGUUUAGAUAUACGCCUGGGAGCACGGAGUAUAGUCCUUCGCAUUCGCCGGCGGGGAGUGUGAGUGAUAUUUUGGGUCCGGAUACGAAGUCCUAGUUGGAUGUUUUCUUUGUGUCAUUGUUGGAUUUUGGCGACUAAGAGCCUAAUAUACCUUACCUUGCUGUAGAAUCUUUCAUUGUCUCAUAUUGGGUUUGGGUUUUUAUUGCAUAUACAGAUACGACAUCGGAUGACUAUUGUCCAGCUGAGGAAUUACAUUGGAGAAUUGAAAUGACCAUCUGGCAGGCACUUCCCUGAUUCUCUGCAUUUUGAGUGAACUUUUGAUGACAAGUGUCAGGAAAAGGUAAGGUAGCUAAAUUGAAACUUACGGAACAACUACAAAGGUAUGGUUUUUUAGUACUUCUCUUCGCUGCGCC
Hyaloscypha bicolor E is the source of this 2915-nucleotide messenger RNA. RefSeq lists its product as uncharacterized. The record is from RefSeq and is a predicted model, not a curated record. The transcript is spliced from 2 exons. The coding region runs from base 496 to 2598 and encodes 700 amino acids. NCBI's taxonomy places the organism in Eukaryota, Fungi, Ascomycota, Leotiomycetes, Helotiales, Hyaloscyphaceae.